AUGAAUACGACCGGCAUCAUAUACCAACUUUGGAGAAGGCCAACAGCAACUCAGCUUCGUGUUCUCUCCGGCUACUCACUGCUGGGGGCGACGUUUCGGUGGUGGACUCCAACUUGGAAACAUCCACCUCAUGGAGCUGCAGAGCGAUCCUAUGAUACAUCCACGAUGGGGCGAGUUAAUGAACAAAUAUAUUAUGAUUAUAAUCUUUAUGGAGUUGUCCCUGUGAACUCCAUCAAACCGGAACUCAGUUUGGCAACAGAACCCGGAGGCCUCGAUGAAUACUAUGCAGUCCUACACUCCUCUGAGCUGAAGCCACUGCUCCAGAAUGAAUCGAGGCAGUUCUUCGUCUACCUCGGAGGAACCUCGCAGAAUGAUGCCAAACCCUUCACCCCGGACUACCUUUCUUCCAGCGCUGUAUACAGCACAAACCCUACUUCAGCACCCACUCACUACAACGUCUCCCUUGUUGCCACGAGGAAAUCCACCAUCCUCGACGCAGUGGAGGUGUUUUCUGCAAUGCAGAACACGAUUAGGCAGGGGCGGAUCCGACGGGGCCAACGGGGUCCGGCGGAGAUCUGCCUGCACCACCGCCCUCGCCUCCUUGAAUCGCCGCUGCCUCCACGGACCCCGCUGACCCCCAUCGGACCCGCCCAUGUUUGCCUCGCCCUUGCCAUCCUCGCCGGCGGCACAUGCAGCCAGCAUCGCCACAGAUUCGUCAAUGCGUUACAUUACAAGAUCGACGAUGUCACCCAUCAAAACCCUAGAUCUGCUGCCCAUCGGUCAAUCCCCAGACCCUUGGCCUGUCGAUCCGGCCAUGGCCUCGCCUCCCUCUUGCGCUCCUCAGUUCGCCGCUCUCCGGCGCCGCGGCCCCCCGCCUCCACCCCUAGGCCCCUGAUCUCGUCCCGACCCUCUCCGGCUGGAUUCCUCCUCUCCCUCGCCGUCGAGUACGCCACCGCGGUUGCUCCCUCUCCUGCCCCAUCGACCCCGCCUCCGAAGACCGCUGCCAGUCCCAGCGGCAAGAUCACGGACGAGUUCACCGGAGCGGGUGCCAUUGGGCAGGUAUGCCAGGUGAUCGGCGCCGUCGUCGACGUCCGCUUCGACAAGGGGUUGCCGCCAUUCUUGACGGCUCUCGAGGUGUUGGACAACUCGAUCCGGCUUGUCCUGGAGGUGGCACAGCACUUGGGGGAGAACAUGGUGAGGAUAAUCGCUAUGGAUGAGACCGAGGAGCUCGUUCGUGGGCAGAGGGUGUUGAACACCGGCUCGCCGAUCACUGUACCUGUUGGUAGGGCCACCCUUGGGAAGAUCAUGAAUGUUAUUGGAGAACCAAUUGAUGAGAAGGGUGAAAGACCAGACUCUCUUCCCAUUCAUUGUGAAGCACCUGCUUUUGUCGAGCAGGCAACAGAACAACAGAUCUUUGUUACUGGAAUCAAGGUGGUUUCUCUGUCUUUAUUGGUGUUGGGGAACAUACCUGUGAAGGUAAUGACUUGUACAGGGAAAUGAUUGAGAGUGGAGUGAUUAAGCUUGGAGAUAGACGGGUCUGUGACUACUUGGCUUUGUCAACGUAACCAUAUCUGGUUGUAAUGCCGACUUUCAACUUAAAUGGUAACAUGUGGUCAAGUGAAUGAACCUCCUGGUGCUCGUGCUUGUGUUGGGCUCACUGGGUUGACAGUGGCUGAGCAUUUCCGAGAUGCUGAAGGGCAAGAUGUGCUUCUGUUCAUUGACAAAAUUUUUCAGUUCACCCAAGUGAGUUUUCAGUAAUCUGAUCUGAUCUUUUAUAAGCAGUUGGUUACCAACCAACAUUAGCUACUGAUCUUGGAGGACUUCAAGAGCAUAUCACAACAAAAUAAAGGGUUAUAUUACCUCUGUACAAGCUAUUUAUGUGCCUGCUGUUGACUUGACUGAUCCAGCACCUGCAAUUACCUUUGCUCAUCUUGAUGCCACAACCGUGCUGUCAAGACAGAUUUCUGAGCUUGGUAUUUAUCCUGCUGUCGAUCCUCUUGAUUCUAUGUCAAGAAUGCAUUCUCCUCACGUAUUGGGUGAAGAGCACUACAACACUGCUUGUGGUGUUUGAAACGUCCUCCAGAACAACAAGAAUCUUUAGGAUCUUAUUGCAAUUUUGGGAAUGAAUGAACUUAGUGAAGAUGACAAAUUAACCGUGGCUCGAGCUAGGAAGAUCCAGCGAUUUCUGAGCCAGCCUUUCCAUGUUGCUGAGGUGGUCACUGGUGUCCCUGGGAAGUAUGUAGAACUGAAGGAGAGCAUUAACAACUUCCAGGGUGUUAUGGAUGGGAAGUAUUGAUGAUCUUCCCGGGCAGUCUUUUUACAUGGUUGGAGGGGAUUGAGGAAGUUACAACCAAGGCUGAAAAAAUUGCAAAGGAAUCUAUCUGCCUCCUAAGCAAGAUUUUUAUUUAUUUACAAUAAUCCCGCACCGCAAAAAAGGUAUUUCAAUGAAUGAACAAACUCCUCCACCGCAAUUGCAGGGUUACUUCCGGUAAAUAAGUUAUCUGGAUGUUUCUUUCUUUCUUUCUUUCUUGCAUUUCGGUCCGUGCUUUUUCUACCGAACUCGUGUUUCUGGUUCAUUUACAAAACUUGUGAUGUUGGUCACUACUGUCUCCUUUUGUCUAAAAUCUUCUCUUCUUCUCUCUCUCGCUGUGGUUUCAUGCCCACUCAUCAUUACCUUUCUUUUGAAAUAUAGACAAUUUAAUAGGUUAUUCUUAAGUUAGCAUAACUGGUGGAUGAAAUGUUGUUUGAUUGUCUCAAAGAGGUAUGAGAUGAUAUCUUGUUUUGCUUUCUCCUUUAAAGCACAUCCCAGUAUGAUAUUCCACAACUUGAUUUGCUUAAUUUAGUGUAGUAUCUAUUUCUUGACCAAUUGUUAGUAUGCUUAAAUUUCUGCUCCAUUUUUUUCUUUUGUGCUGCUAGCUAGCGUGGUAUACGAGGUAAAUCUUCUUUCGCUCUGGAUGAUUUUUACUUUAUUUUAUUUUAUUUUUUGUUAAUCUUUAAGCCAGGUUUAUAGACCAUCUUCUAUUAGGUGGCGGCUACUGCAUGGGCCAGACGUCAAGUCAAUGAAUUGAAGGUUCGAUUUCUACCCCAGUAAUAUGAGUAGGAUGAUAAAGUCAAAUUAUCGUGACAUGUAAUGAUCUUACGUAAGAGUAUUUAUAGCGCAGUACAAGCAGCAGUUACUACUUAAACAUCAGAGUCAGCAUUGUCUCGAGGUAAAAUGCAUUACGCAGCUUAUACGCCGACGACGUGGUCAAUAGUUUUCUCAUGGGUCUAUCUUCUUGUAUUAAUCGUGCACAUAAUGACUAUUACAAUUUUGGGAGGUACGGCGUCGGAGGUGGAUGAUUCGGAGUAAAGGCUUAAUUGCUUCUUCCGGUACCCAUCCCACAUCAAUCGCGUCGACGUGAAGGCGACUUGGCUUUAUCGAUACCAUCACUCCAUGGAAAAGAUGCAUUGAACCUGAGCCAUUGUGGUGGGGCUACCGGUUCUGGAGCUGGUAAACAUGUGAAGACAAAACAUGCACUAUGUUCAGCAGUGCCGACAAAGAAGAACGCCCAAUCCGUCUAAUAACCUCAAAGCGGGUUCAGUCACAGCGGAGGAAGAUUCGGCAGCACUGUCGGACUUGUGAAUGAUUGCGACUCAUCCGCGUAGACUCGGAUUUGUCUCGCGUCGAUGGCGGAAGCUAUGAACGAGCGUGUGGGGGCAGCGUGCUGUGUUUCCGCUUCGUUCUAUUCAGUGGUGAGGAACAGAUUAGGUCUGCCAGCCUAAUCCCGUUCCGUCUCGAGUGUUCCUGCCAAGGUAGUGCGGUCCUAUCACGAAACGCCCGAAGCCAGUCAAAAAUUAUAGUUUGUUCAAUGUAUGGUCGAUCAAUGAUUAGGACUGCACACGAGAUUUUGAUCUGGCGUAGAACAAGGGCCACUUGCCUAGUGGAAUGUACUGUUACGAUAUUAAGAACGCAGCUAUCAAUGGAUGCUGGAAUGAUUUGAGGUUUGA
This is a messenger RNA of Musa acuminata AAA Group (dessert banana), 3987 nucleotides long. RefSeq lists its product as uncharacterized. Gene Ontology annotation, molecular function: ATP binding; ATP hydrolysis activity; proton-transporting ATP synthase activity, rotational mechanism. Bases 1 to 1500 code for a protein of 499 amino acids. The transcript is spliced from 10 exons. Lineage: Eukaryota; Viridiplantae; Streptophyta; Magnoliopsida; Zingiberales; Musaceae. Gene Ontology annotation, biological process: proton motive force-driven mitochondrial ATP synthesis; proton transmembrane transport. The record is from RefSeq and is a predicted model, not a curated record.